Messenger RNA from Annulohypoxylon maeteangense, 1083 nucleotides. RefSeq lists its product as uncharacterized. Lineage: Eukaryota; Fungi; Ascomycota; Sordariomycetes; Xylariales; Hypoxylaceae. The record is from RefSeq and is a predicted model, not a curated record. The transcript has a single exon. Bases 1 to 1083 code for a protein of 360 amino acids.
AUGCAGGACGACGACGCUAUGCAUGGUAUAAUUUUAUCUGGCGACCAGGGGUGCGUUAGUACGGCACCGCUACCACCGUCAUCAUACAGUCCACGUUGUACACUUCUAUCUACUCCACCUGAGAUACGAUGUAUGAUUUACAAGCACGUAUUUAGAGGAAAUCUCAAUAAACUUCUUGCCGAUUACAUCGAAAAUUCCAAGAGAUUAAGACCCGAACACCUCGAAGAUCACUCGGAAACAGGCCCCGAUUCCUCCGACAAUUACUUAGAAGAUCGGACUGCGCUGCUACCACUCCUUUUAGUAUGCAAGCAAGUCCACGACGAAGUUGCAGCAGAGCUUUACAAGCAGAUCAAACUUGAGUACGACCUCGAUGAAUGGAUCUCAGCCCUAAACAAGAUUGGCCCUCGCUAUGGUGCCAUGGUUCAACAUGUUGAAUAUGUUCACGAAUGCUGGGAAUGCCACCGCCGCUGCGAUGACAAUGGGACAAUGUGGGACUGUCUAAUUGACACGCCUAACACACACAUUCGCAUUUUCGAGUGUCUAGCAUCUAACAAUGUCAACCCUCGACACCUUAAGAUAACAUCAUAUUCGCUUCUGGGCUUGCAGGGCGAUGAUCAUGUCAUGAAAGAGACCAUACCCGACUGUACUCAACACAAACACUUCGAAGGCCAAACUUAUCAUGACCAAACAUUCAUCAACCAGAUGUUCUCUCUCUGCAAGAAUAUCCGCGGUAUCCAGUUUGAUGGUGCCUUCAACCCUCUCUGGGUUGCUACCCUGCGCAAUAAACUUGAUUUCAUCAUCAGACUUGAGAACCCAUUCGAGAACGUCGACGCAUCUCAACCUUCUGGCACCUGGACUUUGAUGGAUCCGAAAUCAAACGGUUUCGCCAAGGAACUUCGGGAUUAUACACCAUUGGAUUCGAACGGUCAGGUUUACAUCAAGUUGCCCGACCGCAUCAAUUACAUUAGACAACGCAGAGGGUUAAUCAAUGCUGGAGACGACACUACUGGAGACGAAAUAUGUCACGUACAAUAUCGGGAACGCACGCCUUUCCCUGACGAGGACUCUACCGAGUCCACAUAG